Acipenser ruthenus (sterlet) is the source of this 3529-nucleotide messenger RNA. Its product is annotated as protein-L-isoaspartate O-methyltransferase domain-containing protein 2-like. Gene Ontology annotation, molecular function: protein-L-isoaspartate (D-aspartate) O-methyltransferase activity. Gene Ontology annotation, cellular component: cytoplasm. The record is from RefSeq and is a predicted model, not a curated record. Lineage: Eukaryota; Metazoa; Chordata; Actinopteri; Acipenseriformes; Acipenseridae. Bases 265 to 1383 code for a protein of 372 amino acids. The transcript has 6 exons. Gene Ontology annotation, biological process: protein modification process.
CUAACCGUGUUGGAAAAGUGUUACAGCGCCACCUUCCGGAUAGACGACAGUUUAUUUGAUACAGGAGAACGGCAUUUCUAUUUUAUUUGAAGGCCAGUAUUUAGCCUUGCCGUUUGAUUAUCCACGCAUUGCUUGAUGAUGACCAGUUUAUUCUGUAGUCUGUAGGUUUUUACCAGUUUUAAAUAGCCAUCAUGAAAGUAAUGCCUUACUGGUAGCCAUGUCAAUGUCUGUGUGUCCUGUGAGGCCGUACUGUACUACUAGAAGAUGGGUGGAGCGGUGAGUGCUGGAGAAGACAAUGAUGAGCUAAUCGACAAUCUGAAAGAGGCCCACUAUAUCCGGUCUGACCUGGUGGAGCAGGCAUUCCGGGCCAUCGACCGAGCAGACUACUACCUGGAGGAGUUCAGAGACAAUGCCUACAAGGACUUGGCUUGGAGACAUGGGAAUAUUCACCUCUCCGCUCCCUGCAUCUACUCUGAGGUGAUGGAAGCCUUGGACCUGCAGCCAGGACUCUCCUUUCUGAACCUGGGCAGUGGGACUGGAUAUCUCAGCACUAUGGUGGGACUGAUUAUAGGUCCAUUUGGUGUAAACCAUGGCGUGGAGCUGCAUGCUGAUGUUAUCGAGUAUGCCUACCAGAAGCUGGACACUUUCAUUAAGACUUGUGACAGCUUUGACAAGUUUGAGUUCUGUGAACCCUCGUUUGUGGUUGGGAAUUGUCUUGAGAUCACCCCGGAAAGCCGCCAGUACGAUCGAGUUUACUGUGGUGCUGGGGUGCAGAAGGAGCACGAGAACUACAUGAAAAACAUGCUCAAAGUUGGAGGAAUUCUAGUCCUGCCGCUGGAGGAGAAGCUAACCAAGAUCACCCGCACAGGGUAUAAUAUCUGGGAAACCAAAAAGAUCAUUGCUGUCUCCUUUGCACCACUGGCACAGCCAAAGAACAGGGAUACUGGGAAAUCCAAAGCCAUCCCUCUUCCUACAUUGGAAGUCCGUACCCUGCAGGACCUGUCACGAAUUACCAUCCGGCACACUCUAAAACAGAUAGAAAACUUUGAGAGAGUGAAAAAUUACAACCUCAUCAAGAAUGCUCGGAAGUUUAAGCGCAGGAGGGUGCACAGGCGAUGCCUGGACUCCGUCAUGCUAACGAACAAGCACCUGUUUGUGAACCGCAUGGUCCCGCACCCUAUGGACGACAACAACAACUGCAAUGAGGUGGCUGAAUAUAGGCAGGAGGAUGAGGAAGAGGAGGAGGAGGAAGAGGAGGAGGAGGAGAGAGAGCACUGCGAUCUGAAACCUGAGCCUCUCAUCAACUUACUGAGGGAGAAGAUCCUCAGCCUGCCACUGCCUGAGCCCCUCAAAAUGUAUCUGCUCUAUUACAGGGAAAAAUAAGCACACCACUCUGAUGGGAACGAUUCGGCGUACAAUAUUGUAAAGAAUAUGCCCCUACAAGCAACCUACUGGCAAUCCAGACACCCACUGUUUUAAAGAAUGCCCUCGAAUGCACUUGUCCUGCAAUAGCAGCGCAAGAACUGACCUUUCUUAUACACUGUAGGGACCCAUGCAUCAGAUAAACCAACCCUACGCAUCUCCCAUCUAAAUGAUCCAUGGUUAGGAUACUUAAGAAAGCACUUAAUUCUGUUAACCCUCAUCCAUUUUUAAUAUAAGCAUAAUAUACGGUUUACCAAGCAAUGUCUGUUUGAGUGCCCGCAGUCCUUAUUGUAAGCUGCAGGCAUUCAAGGAGAAGGUCUUUCAUCACUAGACAGACCAAUGCGGACCUCAUCUGUUAUAUUGGAGUUUAAGAAUCAUUGCUCCUGAAUAGAAUAAUAGCACACCAUUCCUAUGUGUCUGAUGAGUUCUUCACAGUGCUGUAAUGGCAAGUGCAAACUGAGUGUCGUAGGAUAUUUCUAGUAUUAUAAUUUAAGAAAUAAAUAGAUAUAAAAACAUAAUAAAUAAAAGUAAGUUAUUCUCAGGUUGCAUUAUAGACAGUAAACAGUUUUGAAGAUGUUCUUACAAAAAAUAAGUUGUAACAGACAACCAAUGGAGAACAGUGUCCUGAAAUAGUCCCCCUGCUGAAACCACACGUUCUCCCACAGCAUAAACUCACUGUCUGAUAGAGAACUGCCAUUGACCAGGCUUUUUGUGAGGGAACCAAAAAGAAAAGCCAGUUGGAUACAUAAAAGGCAUAAGCAGCAAGUCGUGUUUAAAGGAAAUAUUUAAAAUAAAUAAAUAAAUACAUUUAAAGAAAAUAAAUACAAAUUUGACCUGGAUCCUUUUGAAAUAUUUAUAGCACAAGUUACCUUCAGUGAGCCCGAUCUCUCGUCUGCCCAUACAGUAACAUAAAAAAAAAAGUUUUUCAUACCUGUUUCAUUUUUUAUUAUAUAUAUUUUUGUUUAAUUAUAGUAAAUGCUAAAUACACAACACCACUACUCCAUACCAACUUCACCACCUGUUAUAUUUCAAAUAUUGUAUUGAACUGCCUGUUUUGAUGUUUUGUAGUGAAGUAUGAUGAAGGUUUCUGUUUGGGCUUUUCACAGAUACAAGUAGGUUGUGAAAUUGUUCAGAUAACUCGGGUGCCACAUUCAUUUGAACUUGAUUCUCAAAUUGUGAUCAUCAAAGGAGUCAAAAUCAUAUUUUAACCAACUAACCUAGCAAUUCAAAUGGUUAUUGAAUGGGCAUUGUAUCCUCAGCGUCACUUGUUAAACAUCUGAUCAGCAAGAAUCUACUGCAAAACUUUCCCACAACCUGCAAGAACAAGCUAAUAUAAAAUGAAUCCACCUCACUACAGUGCCAUUUUUUUUUUAUUUUGAUUGUGGACCACCAGUUUUUUACUUCUUUUUUUUUUUUUAAAUGAAAAGGACAAGAAUGCUUGUACAACGUGUGUUAAGAACUACUUCAUUUUUCCUUUACAGAUAAAUAAACUUGCUGCAGAAUUUAAAAACUGCACCUGACCUAGCAUACCAGAAAAAUCUGAAAAAUGUAGAAAACAGUUUAAAUAAGCCUGAGAAGUGACUUUUAUUUAAGAAAAAGAUAUGUAUAUAUUUAAACAAACCUAUAUACAUUACAUAGGCAGAGGGACUAUGUGUUUUAACCUAGAUAUUAAGAAGUAAGACUGUCUUUACGGUUUAGGGCCUACUAAUUGUUUUUUACCUUGAAGAGAAGAGUUAAGUAUAUAUUUGUAUAUUAUUGGGAUCUUAGAUACUGGGCUGGUAGUGUAACGUGCCAAGUAUAAACUCUUCCAUACUUGCUGUGAUUUCCUUUUGAUAAUGUGUUGUAACUUCACCAGCUCCAAUCCUUUAUUUAUGUCAAAAAAACAACUUAGACUAAAGUGUAUUUUCUUGCUUGAAACCUGCCCUUCUUAAAGGAUGUCUCCUAUAGAACUUUCCUCUGUAACGUAUCAUUAGGGUUUUCUGAGGUUUACAGUUUUGCAACGUCAGUGUUGGAGCUUUUGCACACAAAGGGUGUGAAUAAAGAGAUGUACUGAUUAAUAAAAUGUUUAUUGUUAUAAGUAAAUAAAAACGACUCCUAUAUGUGGAAA